Messenger RNA from Vitrella brassicaformis, 3885 nucleotides. The record is from the annotation of a GenBank genome assembly. NCBI's taxonomy places the organism in Eukaryota, Vitrellaceae.
UUUUCCUUUCCCUCUCUUCUCCUCUCGCUGUGGUCGACAACAGAGCAGAACGCGUUCGUUCAUCUGUCCAUCAGAUCCAUAUAUGUGGAGAUCUGGUCCGUGGCCAGGGUGUGUGGCUGCGGCUGCGGCGGUUGGCCUCCUUCUGUGGCACCUCGCCCAUGCGCAGAAGCAGGCGCCCAUCGAGUGGGACGACGUCGAGGUGGACAGCUCACCGUCAGUAGCCAUUGAGGAGGGAAAACGUAAGCAGCUGGCAUGGAUGGACGGCUUCCACUUGUCUGGCUGGGAUGGAUGGUGGCGAGUCUGUGUGUGUGGUGCGUCCGUCCAUUGUCAAUCAGCGUUGAAGGGGUGCAGCUGCGACUUGAGUCCGUCGCUGUGCGAUGCCAACUGCUGCUGCGACCCUGACUGCACAAGGGCCAUCAGGGUACACACACAUAACAUACAGCUGGGGCAGACGUCAUGGAGCCAAACAAACAGUCGGUGGUUUGUGUGCAGGAUUCGUUCAGUGGCUGUGUGCGCGAGACGCUGCCAAAGGAGGAGCGGCAGUACUGCUAUGCGAGAGAGCUCAUCCACAAGGCCAACCGGCGGAGGAACUUCGAUGUCGUCACGGUCUGCCAGGGGGGAUGAUGAUCUGAUCAGGAGGGCCCGUGUUGCGUUGCGUAUGUGUGCCAUUAAUGCAUUGCGUCUGUGUGCAGGACUCGAUGUAUGAUGUGCUGUGCAUCGAGAUUGACAAUGAUCCAUCCACGGGCGUCUUCUACACAAACGAAGAAAGGGUAGGUAGGGUAGGUGGCUGCGAAGCGAAUGCGUGUGUGUAUGUGUAUGGGGUGGUCUCUGUUUGUUUCCUCCUCCAGCGCAGCACGACUGACCUCUACAGCAUCUACAGCGACCAAAGUACGUCCAUACGCGCCCGCGGCAAGGAAUGCAAUGCCCCCCCUCUCACUCACCACUCGUCUGUCUGCCUGUGUGUUUUUUGUAUGUCAGAUGUGAAGCGACUGUCCGAUUCGGGUGCCGACCUGCCCUAUUGGAGCUUCAAGGAUCCAGACGCACCUUACAAAGUUAGCAAACGCGUGACGCAAUACAGGUCGACACCCGCACCCACAAAUGCACGUAGGUUGGGGAGCCUGUUGUGGUGGGCGUCAAUGUUGGCGGCACCAACACAUUCAAAGCCAGCUUCACACUGCCACAGGGGUAUGCAUGCCAUCCGUAUGCAAACCACCAUCUCCCGCUCGCCCUCCUCCUCCCAUCCCCUCUCUCUGCCUGUCUGUCUGUCGGUGUGUGUACCAGUUCCCUGUCAGGUGAAUGCUCCGACGGUGGGGGUGUGCCAGUGGGUUUCCUGGCCUCACAUGGCGGCCCCACUGACGGCGGCCGUCUCGAGACCGGGGGCCUGCUCUACAGCCGAGACGCACUCCCGCCCUCUGACUUCGCAUCGCCCUCCUCGCCAUCCUCGCCAUUCCAGCGACACACAUGCUGGAGAUCAUUCGUAAGCCAACCACGGCCGGGCCGGCUGUUCUGGUGGGGGCUCCUGCCUCCCUCCCUGAAAGUAUGUGAUGUGUUUCGACAGAGCCACAUGGGUGAGGACGUGUGCAAGUCUGCGCUGGGCCCGUGGCUGAAUGUCCGUCUGGCGCCGCUGCCUGCGUCUCCCCUCUAUAAUGCGACCGCAUGGCCACAACUCACCGUGCGAAGCAUCAAGGUGCGAUGCAGACACACACGCGCCCGCCGUCAUAUAAUGCAUCAUUGUCACUCAUUGACGCAUUCAGGAGCGUGACUUGAGCACGGGCGCUGAGCGUGUGUGGGAGCAGACAGAGGUGGACCAGUACGUCAGCGGCGGUGGACCAACCUGGGAGACAUCAGGGUCGAAUGGUACAUAGACAUACAUAGCCGUGUCGGUACUCAAGAGAGAGGCCGUGUGCUCAUCUGUCUGUUCCCCUCUGUCUGUGUGUGCGUCUGUCUGUAUGUGUGCAGACACCGACGCCCUCUGCUCAUGCACUGGUGUCGUGCUGGAGGUGAUGAGAAAGGAGACAGACGUGAAGAGCAAACAGAUAGACGAAUUCCCCUCACUUAUUCUGGUGGCUGCUGGCCUGGCCUGGCCUUGUGUGUUUUCUUGAUCCAAUCUGUCUGCCUGUCAGCAAGUGAUAGUGAUAUACUACAACACUGCUCGAGGGCAGGCGAUAGGGUGGGAGGCCAACCUUACGGUCGCCACCAUCUCCGAUGCCAACUGCCAGCCUAACGCACUCGGCGUCGUCUCGGCGGCCGUCCCACAAACAUUCGCGGUUGCAUUCUUCCCUACUGAAGACACGGUCAGCACAAAGACAGACAACAACGAGAAGACAUAAAAUGUAUCAUGUCUGUCUCCCUCAUGUCAUGUGUUGUGUUGUGUGAUUGCUGACCAGACCGCCCCCGCGACUCCUCCAUCUUUCCCCAUCCAGCGAUCCGGCAACCCAGGAUACAGGCAUGCACUGCACGCACAUGCAUCAACAUAACAGCCAUUUAUCUCCUCCAUGCGAUGCGUGUGUGUCUAUAUGCGUCCUCUCGUAGGUUGGGAUAUCCGUUGCGUGCGGGCACCUUCACGACCGGCCCGUCGCUGAACAAGCAGGCGGUGAGCCUCCAGGUGGACGAGUACGGCACCGCGGGGGCGUUCCUGCUGGGCAUCGGACCCAAUGGCGAGUGCCUCGACACCAGCACCCCGCAGCAGGAGCUCUGGAGCAACAGACGGGUUCGUCAAGGGCCGGGGGCUCGCACAUUCCGACGGACGGACAUAUGGCUGGCUUGUGUUGUGUAGGUGAUAGCCUUUGGCGAGAACGCGGCAUACAGCUGCCGACUGAGCCUCAACGAACAGGUAAGGUAACUAACGGACAGAAACAGAAAGAGAGAGCCGUCACCCGCCCGCCAAUGGCAUGGGGCUGCGCCCCAUGUACUUACACGCAGGAGCUAUCGAGCUUGUGUUCGGGGGACAGCAGCCUUGCUGGAAGGUAUCGACUGCUGAAGCCUUCAUUCGACGCCGUGGUGGGUGAGCGAGGGAGGGAGUGGUCGAGUCGGCAGAUACACACUUGCAGUGCACCCGCCUGCCUUCCUAGGGUUACUUUGGCAACGCUGAUUGGGAGAACAAAGCCGACUGGCUUGCCGUGUCCAUCGAGGAGGCCACAUCCACCAUGGCGUACAAUGACGACACAGGCAAGGAAGGCAAAGCAAGGGGAACAGGACAAAGGAAGCAGCAGCUGGGUGGGGUGGACAUCCCUGUGUCUCCAUCCAUCCCAGGUGUGUGUGACGGCUCCGUGACGAUUCUUGAGCUGGACUUCCUCUAUGCGGCAUUUGGUGAGUUCGCUGCCCCCCAAUUCCGCAUUGUCGCCGCCAAAGCCACACAGAGAACAGGGUACAAACAAAGCCGGCCGCGGGAACCAACGCGGGCGCCAGUGUUUUGUGUGUGCGUGUCUCUUUGUGGGUGCAGGAGGCUCCGUUAUGAGUCUGCGUACGACCCCUCCCUCAAGCAGUCGUUUGUCCUCUCUGUCAUCGUCACAUUUGCAAGGGUGCGUGCACCGGCGGCCAUAUCAUGUGCUGGCUGAUCAUUUGGUCACAUGUCUGACAGGUGCCUGACAAGGAGCUCAAAAGGUCCGUCCCGCCCCGCCCGCCCCUGCUGCCAAGCCUCCCAGACGUGAGACAACGCACAUAGACACAUACAUACAUACGAGCAGCACAUCCGCCCACCCCCUCUGCUGCUGUCUUGGGUCGUGCGUGUGCGCCAGGAUGUGUUCUACCCCUUCGGCGUCAGUGGUGCGCUAGGCAUGGAUGGAUAUGGGAUGAGAACAAUGAGACUGUGGAUCUGUGCGUGCAUUGUCUUCGUCGCUGCGUGGACAAUGGACUUUUGAACGUAACAUGCGCACACUCGUCGAG